CGUUCCGUUCCGUCCCUUGUCGUCGCCGCCGCCGACCCAAUCCCCUCCCCUCCCCCCGCCCCCCAAACUCCCCCGCGGCCACCUCCGUCCCGCCCGUCCUCCUUGGGCCAUCGCGCGGCGCGCUCCUGCCGUCCCCGCCCCGCCCGCGGUCUCUGGCCGCCGAGCCUCGAGGUGCGAGCUAGGUCGCCUCCGUCCGGCGACCCUCCUGCUCAAUCCCACCCCACGAUGCGCGCCGCCUAGAUCCCCAUGCUCCUGUGGCGCCGCAAAUGCGUCGCCGAGUGCCGCAGGCACGCCCGGGCCCUGCCCGCGGCGCAACCAUCCCCACCCGCUCGCCGCUGCCGCCGCCGCCUCUCCGUGCUCGCCGCCUGGGCGCACCAGCCGGACGACGACGCCACCUCCAGCGGCGAGGAGAGGCCCAGCUGCGCUCCCCCCGGCGAGGUUUCCUGGAGAAGGGGCUGCGCUCCUGGCGAGAUUGCCCGGAGGAGGAGCUCUGCUCCGAGCCUGAGCUCUGCCGGCGUCGUCAGGACUCUCCAGCGCCUGGAGAGGAAGCCUGCCAUCGCGUUCGCCUACUUCAAGGACACCGAGAGCAUCGGCUUUCGCCAUGACCCUGCCACCUACGCCGAGAUCAUCCGCGUCCUGUCACACAAGGGCCAGGGGAGGAUGCUGUUUUCCUUGUUCAGUGAGAUCCUCUCGCCGGCCGAUGGCGGCGGCGGCGGCCCUGAGAUCGUGCCGCUCAUGGAUCAGCUCAGAAGUACGUGCACUACUUCGUAUGCUCUCUUGUUUGCGACAGACUGCUUGAUCACAACAUGCACCACUUGUUGCAGUGCACAGGACACAAUAGGGCUGUUUGGUGACCUCUGCAGGCUUGGAAUCGUCCCGGCAGUCUGGACUUGCAACAUACUUCUCAAAUUUGCUGCUGAGGGCGGUGACUCGGAGGUUGUUGUAUCGGCUUAUGAUCAAAUCAAGGAAUUUGGAUUGACUUUGGAUGCUCACGCAUUAGUCCUUAUCACUAGGUCUCUCUUUAGAGAAAAGAAGGCAGACAAAGCAUUCCAAAUGUGGGUUGAGAUGAUUGAAAUGGGGGUGAAACCAGAUGUAAUUGCAUACUCAUCAUUUAUAACUGGUCUGUGUGAUUGCGGAAAGGUUGAUUUGGCUUAUGCGAUUCUGCAAGAGAUCAACAGAGAGGGGAUUCAAGUUGAGGACAUGGCUUAUAACAUGGUAAUGGAUGGGCUAUGCAAGGAAAUGAGACUGCAGGAGGCUGAAAUGCUCUUGGAGAACAAGACCAGACAAGGGUUCACACCAGAUACAUAUGGUUAUAGCUAUCUCAUUCGGAGUUAUGGCAAAGCGGGCAACCUACUCAAGGUGUUGGACCAUUAUCAAGCCAUGGUAUCCCAUGGUUUCGAAACAAACUGCCACAUUGCGAGUUAUCUUCUACAAUGCUUUAUGAAGUUAGGCAUGACAUCUCAAGUUACAGAGCAUUUCCAGAAACUCAGAGAUUCGGGACUCCAUCUAGAUGGCGUGCUGUAUAAUAUUGCUAUGGAUGCUUAUUGCAAGGAUGGUAACAUGGAUGAGGCGGUUAAGCUACUGAGAGAAAUGAAGGCUGAGGGUCUGACACCUGACAGAUUUCACUAUACAUGCGUGAUCAAGGGUUAUUGCUUGAAGGGAGAUGUACCAAAUGCACGUCAAGCAUUUGAAGUGAUGCUGAAGGCCAAUGUAAAGCCAGACGUAGUUACAUAUAACAUAUUGGCCAGUGGAUUUUGCAAGAAUGGUCUUGUUACAGAGGUGUUUGACCUUCUAGACCAUAUGGCGGAUCGAGGGUUAGAGCCUAAUUCACUCACUUAUGGUAUAAUAAUUGAUGGGUUUUGCAGAAGUGGCAACCUUAGUGAAGCAGAGGUGUUAUUUAAUAUAGUAGAAGAGAAAGGAAUCGAACGCAUCGAAGUAUUGUACAGUUCAAUGGUUUGUGGCUAUUUGCAUUCAGGCUGGACAGAUCAUGCUUACAUGCUUUUUCUUAGGGUUGCUAAGCAAGGAAAAUUUGUGGAUCGUUUCGCAUGUUCAAAGUUGAUGAAUGACCUUUGUAGGGAUGGAAAUGCCCAGGGAGCUUCAACAGUUUGCAGCAUGAUGUUAGAAAAUAAUGUUAUUCCUGAUGUAAUUUCAUAUACUAAACUCAUAUCAGCCUAUUGUCAGACAGGAGAUAUGCACAAUGCUCUCUUAUGGUUUCAUGAUAUGGUUCAGCGAGGACUUUCUGUUGAUGUUAUUGUAUACACUGUACUAAUGAAUGGUUACUGCAAGGUUGGCCAGAUGGAAGAAGCUUGCAAAUUGUUUGAUCAGAUGACAAGUUUAGGUAUUAAGCCUGACGUAAUUGCAUAUACCAUGCUACUGGAUGGUCACCUAAAAGAGUACCUGCAGCGGUGCUGGCAGGGCGUUAGUAAGGAGAGAAGGAUCUAUGUUCUUAGAACAAAGCAGAACAGAUUGCUCAGCUCUAUGAAAAAAAUGGAAAUCGAACCUGAUGUACCCUUUUACACCGUAUUGAUAGAUGGGUACUGCAAAGCCGGUGAUUUUGAGAAAGCCCGGGGAGAAUUUGAUGAAGUGUUGCAGAAAGGGCUGACUCCUGAUCAACAUGUAUACACAGCUCUGAUAUGUGGAUAUUGCAGCCAGGGCGAAAUAGAGAAGGCACAAGAUCUUUUUGAAGAAAUGGUAGACAGGGGAAUAAAACCAGGUGUACUGGCCUUUUCUGUAUUAAAUCAGAAAACCUUGAGGGAAAGGCAGUAUAAGUGACAUGUAUGAUUUCGCUGCGGUUAUAUCCACUGAAAUCUCGUCAGCGAGGUUUGGGAUGCGACUGCAUCAGAACCCAAGUUACUUGUCUAUCUGAAGUCUUACAGGAACACAGUACCUGUCCCAAGGCACUGGUCCCAAAAGAGGAAAUUCUUUGCAGGGAUGCUGCAACUUCCUGGGAGCAAGGUCUUGGUGGUACUGUACUUGAGUGAUUGCUGUAGUAUGAAUGCUGAAGCGUUUGAUCUAGUUGAUUCAUGCUACGCAUUCCCUUGAAAGACAUUUAGGUCCAUCUAGGAUCUUGAUCCUUGUCCUCCUUUGCUUGCGUAUACAAGUAUAUCAUUUGCCCAGGGCAAGCAAGGUAUCCGAAAACAACCAUUCCAACUUCCUGAUUUCAUUGCUGCAAGUGGAAUAGAAAAAAUAGGACAGGCAUCUUAAUAUUUUGGUCCUUUGUAGCAAUGCUAUGGACGGACAUUGUAUCUCCCUUGUCAACUUGGCAUAUAUCAAGAAAGAGGAUAGCAAAAAGUUGAAGCAGAAGCAGCGGGGGCAUAUGCAGCCAAAAAUGGGCAAGAUGGAUAUAGAUUAUCAGGUUUUACACGGAAACCAAAAUUGACUAGUCAUGGUGACCUUUACUAUGAAGGAAAGAGUUUGAGGCCAAACUUAGGAAAAUGAAGCCAGGUAUGCUGUCCCGAGAACUUAAAAGAAGCUCUUGGUAUGCCAGAAGGUGCACCGCCUCCAUGGCUUAUAAACAUGCAGCUAUCAACUGACAUCAAAUAAUUUUGGCCGAGAUAUGGUCCUCCUCCCGCUUAUCCUUCACUGCUUUAAGGCUGAAAUUUUGGGAUACACGGAACCUUAAAGCCCCUGUCUCCAACAAAACCUCUCAAUCAACAGCACAACCUUUGGAGGGGGUGACACAUGGGAUCUCUUGCUUGUCUCAGGAGUCAUAUGGUGCUUAUAUUGCUGCGUCAUGCAUGGAUCACAGGAUCUAUCUGUAUAGUACUCUCCACAUGGACAAGGGUCCAAUAAAGACUUACACUGGCAGCAAAAUUGAGUCUUUCUUUGUCAAACAAGUCUGCUAUUAGUCCUGAUGGGACUCGUAUUUUAGGUGGCUCGAGCGAUGGCAAUGUGUACCUGUGGCAGGUGGACCAACCUGAAAGUGGCCCUAUAGUUCUGAAAGGCCACGAGGGUGAAGCCACUUCAGUUGACUGAUGUGCUUUGGAGGUUGGAAAGAUAGUAUCAUCAUCUGAUGAUUCCACGGUUCGUGUAUGGAAUACCAAGAAAUUGACUGCAUCAACAUAAGUUCCCCAACAGUCAUCCGUAAGAGAGUAACUGCUCCAAACAUUGACUGCCCAAGAUCGGCUAACUUUGGAAAAUCCCUGUCUUGCCGAUGUGUCAUAUGCUGAUGAUUGGUCUGAUGAAGUGCCAUUGAACAUGAUAUAUUUUGUUAAAACCAUCUGCCUUUUAUCUUUGUAUUAUUUCCUCAUUGAGCUCGUUAGGUUGUGAUUCUUGAGGAAAUCUUUGUUAUUAGUCUAACAAAAUUAAAGAGAUCUCUGUGAGAUUUCCCUAGUGCAUUGUGUAAAUAAAGAUUGAUCUAGCAAAACUGUAUGAUGUUGACAAUUAUCUCUUGGAACAUGAGAGUAAUAAAGGAAUUUGGACUUGUGGUUGGUUCCUGGAA
This is a messenger RNA of Aegilops tauschii subsp. strangulata, 4441 nucleotides long. Lineage: Eukaryota; Viridiplantae; Streptophyta; Magnoliopsida; Poales; Poaceae. The record is from RefSeq and is a predicted model, not a curated record.